Molecule: messenger RNA, 954 nt
Organism: Parnassius apollo (apollo)
Lineage: Eukaryota; Metazoa; Arthropoda; Insecta; Lepidoptera; Papilionidae
Source: the annotation of a GenBank genome assembly
AUGUGUAGUAUUUUUGUGAUAAAAUAUAUCAAGAUGGCGCGAAUAAUUGUCAUUUUAAUCGGAAUAUUGGCAACUCAAAAUGUGAACUGCGCUCCAAAUGAUUCUAUAGAUGAAACAUUGAAAUCAGAACAUGAUGAACGAAAAUUGAAUGAUCCAACUUACUCAGUAAUCGAAGACAAUGAAAACGUUUACGGCAAGAAAUUGCAAGGUCAACGGCAGAAAAGAUGGUUUCCAGCCAUUCCGUACAAUUAUCCACCAUAUGCACCUUAUGAUUUGAGAUCAUCCGAGUUAGAAAAUUCACUGGCAAAUAUACAGUUUCGGUUACAAGAGUUACUGAAUAUAGUAAAGUCGCCACCACCUCCACCACCACCCAGUCUGUAUCCAGUAUUUGUACCGAUUUACAUAUCUCAGGCACCUUGCAGUUGUAAUCCUGCGACCAGUGACGAGACGACAACUAAAACUCCAGAGCCAACAAACGUUAACAAAAACCCGCAAAAUGAAACCGUACCGACGUUACACGACAGGCUUCCAGAGAUGGAAGACGAACGGCAGAACUGGGGAUUGGUUUUUAACAAUACAGCGACAGAUUAUGAUGAUGAUGAUGACGGCAGUAGGCCCAUUUCACUUACUCCAAUUAUAACGGGUAACGAUAAUGGAAGAAAUGUUCCGCCUGUUGAACACGGAAGCAGUCAGGCCGAUAUUAAUGAUCCAAAAACAUUGCCAACUAUUGCAGUAAAUCCUCCACGAGAUGCUCCAACAUUGGAAAAUUCAUCACAACCAAGUGUAUGUGAUAGCGCAGUGUUAAGCUGCUGUCUCGGCCCUGUUCCGACUUAUGAAUGUAUACAAUCACGAGGAUGCCAAGACUCUUCAUUAAAUGAAAAUGCUUGCAAUCCACAAUAUAUGCUUUUAGUCAUCAGUAGGCUUCAAAAGGCCUAUAACAUAAAUUUUCAGUGA